Messenger RNA from Moesziomyces antarcticus, 2661 nucleotides. Its product is annotated as DUF726-domain-containing protein. The transcript has a single exon. NCBI's taxonomy places the organism in Eukaryota, Fungi, Basidiomycota, Ustilaginomycetes, Ustilaginales, Ustilaginaceae. Bases 1 to 2661 code for a protein of 886 amino acids. The record is from RefSeq and is a predicted model, not a curated record.
AUGUUCUCCAAAGAUCGAGCAAAGCCGUCGUCGUCAUCCUUGGACCUCUCGUCGCUGCAAUCCUACUCGCCCGGCUGGUCGCCUCAUCUGCGACUUGCCACCUGCAUCUCGCUCAAAUAUGCUGUUCAGCGGCACGUCGAAAGGGCUACUGCGCUGAGCCGGAGCGCAAACGCUUCAGCGACGUCGGCUGCAUCGGGCAGCCCUUUCUACUCUGCUUCGCAAGAAUGGUCAGACUACGGCGACAAGUUUCUGACCGCGACUUGCCAGCAUCUCGGCAUAUCCGAAUCAUCGCUACCGCCAGGCCCGAUCGGCCUAGAAGAUGUACUUGCUGCAGCUCACGGCCGCUUGGAGCAUGCCGACACUCGAGAUCCGAUCUGUCAAAACGAGCCGCAGUUUGAGUCGGGAUCCGACCAUGCACGCCGUUUCCCCAAUUUGGACCUCCCGAUCAAAGGCGUCGACGAUGCGAAGAAGGAGCAGCUUGAAGCGUCUCCAUCCGUCGAGAAGGCUGACGCGGAUGACGCCUCGGUCUCUCUCGAGAAUCUCAGGCUCGAGUCUUCUGCGACCCCCUCAUCCCCUGGCUCGGAUCACGCAUCGGAUCUAUUCUCGUACGAUCAGGAUGCUCAAGAGCUUCCAGACUAUUUCCGCAAUCGAGAGGAAGCGUCCGAGCCCUCACAAACAAGCAGUGCUGAUAGGAGACGGCUUCAACGGGCUCGCUCUCUUUCCAAGGCCACUUUGGCCUCGGCGGAACCGAAGCGCGUACAGGGUGCCAUCGACCCUGGCUCCGGCCAGGAAAUCGAAGUGGCGCACGAGCUCCUCCUCAUCGCGCUCGGGCUUGGACAGUAUAGAGCGCAGGAUGGCACAUCCACCGUCUUUGAGCAAGACUUUCUUUUCGGAGAUACGCAGCUCGAUCUUAAAGGCGCCGAGGUCGGGAACUCCGAAGCGAAACCUGCCGAGGCCCCUGCCUUGCCCCCGCGCCCUCAAAGAGGUGAAACUUCCGAGACGAGCUCGACGCUUGCCUCCAAGUCUCUAGCGCAGGUCGGCCCUACCGAUACCAAUGUCGGUCGCUCGGCGGGUGAUCCGAUGUCCAAGGUGACAGAGACUGGCCGUGUCCUGAGUGGCGCCUCGAUAAGCGCCUUCAACUCGCUCAAAGUUGGGACUCUAUCUGGCUGGAACAAGCUCUCGACUGCCAGCAAGGAGCUCGUCAACCCGCAAGCCUCGGCCAACCCGGAGACUAAGCCCGCCAACAAGGAUGCAAAGCAGCCGGUCAAGCCGAACGAAGUGUGCCACUACGACGCCAGAGCUCGAUCGCUGGUGUUUGUCGCGGUGACAGCCAUGGGCAUUCCGGGCCGACAGGUCUGGAUGGCUGAAAAAGUCAUGGCGCAGACCAUCUACUUUAUCAUGAGCGAAGGUGAUAAAGCUUCUGCAUCAAAGCACGGCAAGGGCAUCGUCGAGCAGCUACCUGCUGGUGCAUCGCUCGAUGCUCGCACGGGAUCCAUCACGCAAGCCUCGCAGCGCUCAGAGUACAUGAACCAGCACUCUGGGUCGGUCGUGCAGCGCGAGCGGGAGAAAGUCUCGUGGGGCAAGUGGGCUGCCAUGGGAGGCGGAUUCAUCGCGGGAGGUUUGGUGAUCGGCCUGACCGGUGGACUGGCCGCGCCACUCAUCGCGCCUGCCCUGGUCGGCCUCACCGGAGCAUCGUUCCUCGCCACCUCGGGCGGAAUCAUCAUGCUCGGCACGCUCUUCGGCUUGGGCGGAGGUGGCCUGGCGGGCUACCGCGUCGAACGCCGCCUUCGAGGCGUGUCCUCUUUUUCGUUUGCCGAGUUGGUGACCGAGGCACGCAAGGCGGGUGUCGCCAUCCCGAGUCUGCAUGCGACGGUCUGCUGCAGCGGUCUGAUCCUCGAGGAUGACCAGCAGGUUGUGCCUUGGAAUCACGUCUUUGAAGGGGCAAAAGAUGGACGCGAUGCCUUCGCCAUCGAAUGCGAGGCCGAGAUGAUGCGGCUAGCAGGACAAGGGUUGCGCUCAUACAUGCUCGACAAUCUGAUCCGCACGGGCGGAACAAAGGCAGCAGAGGAAGUGGUCAAGAAGACGGCACUGGCCGGCAUUGCUGCCAUCACGCUGCCCAUGACCGUCUUUAAUGCCGCCUCAGCGACCCUCGAUGGCGUCUUCGUCCGUGCCAAGACCAAGGCGCACAAGGCUGGUCUCAUCCUUGCCGAAACGCUGCGGAACGAGGUCCAGGGCCACCGACCGGUGGUUCUGAUCGGCACUUCGUUGGGAGCUGCCACGAUUCUCACCGCACUCACAGAGCUCGCCAAGGAGCCCGAGCACACAUCACACCUCAUCGACUCUGUCAUCCUCAUCUCCGCACCCAUCACUCCGUCGCCUGCGACGCUCCGCAAGGUGAGGACCAUCGUCCAGCGUCGCUUCGUCAAUGUCUUCUCCUCGAACGACAUGGUGUGCGGAAUCGCCGCUUGGCUGGGCUCGGGUGUUACGGUCGAGGAGCUCCGCGCUGGAAAGCUGCCCCGCGUAGCAGGCAGCCGCGCGAUCGACGACGUGCCCGGUCUCGAAAACAUCAACGUGUCCGACAUCCUCUCGAGCCACUUUGAGGUCAACGAUGCGGAGAAGCUCUCGGCCGUCCUCGCCCGAUGCGGAGCGCUUGACGACUGA